AUGCGAUACUUUCUGCUCUCAUCGUGUCUUCUAUUCGUUUUUCUUGUUACCGCCCAAGCUUGGGACUGUGGAGAACACGAGAGAUGGUCUUCCAGAGUCUCUUGGUACAUUGCUCGUCCGUCAUUCGAUACAGCCUGUGAGUUUUCAACAAACUGGUAGUUAUUAUUUCCCAACUUUCAGAUAUCAACAGUUGCUGUAAGCAGCACGACUUUUACUAUGAAAACAGCAAAUUCUACGGUUAUCCAACAAGGAUCUAUUCCGACUUCAUUUUUGGCGAGUGCCUUGGUCGCAGUGAGAGCAAGUGAGGAAAUCGGCACGUGAUCUUUGAUCAGUUAAGUCAUUUUUUCAGAUGGACUCGCUAUGUGGUCCGACCGGUGUUCGUUGUGAGCUUGGUUCUCAAUAACUUAUGGGAGGCCCUUAAGUUUUGGUAA
Molecule: messenger RNA, 431 nt
Organism: Caenorhabditis sp. 36 PRJEB53466
Lineage: Eukaryota; Metazoa; Nematoda; Chromadorea; Rhabditida; Rhabditidae
Source: the annotation of a GenBank genome assembly